Messenger RNA from Fusarium odoratissimum NRRL 54006, 3174 nucleotides. RefSeq lists its product as uncharacterized. The coding region runs from base 876 to 2726 and encodes 616 amino acids. The transcript has a single exon. Lineage: Eukaryota; Fungi; Ascomycota; Sordariomycetes; Hypocreales; Nectriaceae. The record is from RefSeq and is a predicted model, not a curated record.
GAGCUAUGGCAGUACGUAUCCUGUUUGUAGGGACCACAAUGCCCAACGUCAGCGGUAUUUCUGCCCCUCGUAAGCUCCCGACUGGCCCGUGCUUCUUCAUGCCCGUCAAUGAUCAUCGCCUGUUCGUUCUGUUUCGUUCUCUUGAGUCGACUCUGUUCGUUGUCUCUCCCCUGUCCUAUGCUGUCCAGUCCAGCCUAAGAUAGGCUUCUGUUUCAUGCCACGGACGGUUCAUCCCCCUGAAAGUGACUCGAUUCUGCGCUGGGUCCAGGCACCGUUAGCGAUAAGGUAUUGACCCUGAAGGCGCUGACGACCUCAACCCACUUUGGACGCCUCUUGAGUGGCAUCGCCAGAUUUCUUUUCCUUUCCCAGUGACUCAAGACCUCAUUUGGUACAGGCAACAGUUCAGAUUGUGUUUGCCUCAACAUUCUUGCUGCGACGUCCCCCUCUAGCUCCUGACCGAUCGUUCCGGGGGCCACUUGCUGCGCUGUGCUACGCCUGAACCUCAUUUCCUCACAAGGCUACCUACCUACGGUACCUUACCUUCAAGACCUGUGCUUCAUUGACCUCAAAAAUCUACUAUCGUCUUGUUCUGCCUUGUUUCCGUCUCAUCUGCGCUGCACUGUUAUUGUCGCUUCCAUUGCCGCCUAAUCUCCUCCACUCGGUUUUCCUGUCUUGGCCGCCUACCCAAGCUCUUGCCCGGCUGUGCCGAAGAUGGCGGGCAGUCUCUGUUUGCAUGCGCCUUGACCUAUUAUCGCAUCAGAAUCACCUCUGCAUCUCCCCCGGUGACGCAAACGAUAAGCUCGAACUAUAGCAGAACGAGACGAGGCACGCCAAAAAAGAUCACCUGAGCCGAUCGCGCAGAGAAUCUAGUCACUAUGGCAUCGUCUAAUCCGUUUCGCAAGAGUGCUGCCAUUACGGUAGACUCAGCUUCUUUUCCCAACUCAACAUCCUCCGCCGCUUCUCGGUUCCCUGCUCUCGAUCAAAUUGAAACAGCAUCUACUCCUCCGCCUCCGACCAGCUUCCAGCAGGCUGGCUCUUCAACAAUUGACUCGAAAUCUAACAUUACCAAAAAAGUCCGCGUACUAUCACCCCCGCCGCUGUCUCCCGACUCUCCCGAAUGGGCAUUUGCGGCACCUUCUAUUGCGCAACAGACUGCGAACCAACGAAAUGAGGACGAUCCGUUCGAUGCGACGUCUACCGAUGAUAGCGACCGCGAAAUGGUAGCUGCGGCUGCCCGUGGCUAUGCUCCGAAUGGCGGUCAGGGCAUAGGAAACCCAUUCAGCAAGACAUUACGCAGCGUUGAUUCUCCCGUCGCAGAACAAAAGCUUGAGCAUGAACGCAAAGAAGAAGGCCAUGCGCUCAAAGCUGCUAAUACGGCCAGAAGGUCUCUGGACGUCAAUGCUUUCAAGAGAUUGCUGAUGACGGGUAAUACGGAGUCGGACAAGUCUUCGCCGCCGAAAAUCCGACAGUCGAUGCCGCCACCAGCGAAAAACACAAAAGACCGACCGUCUGUUUUCCGAAGAAUCUCACAUGAUGAUUCCAGAGAUAUAUCGCCCCCCGAGAAUGCACUCCAAGAGGCAUCUCUCAUAUCCGAAGAAGCCUCGGAUACCCCGGAAGAUGAUAUUGAUCAAGAGAACGUUUCUGACUCAAGCGCUUCUGCCCAACUGAGCUCAAAGAACAGCAAGAAACCGCCGCCGCCACCUAGCUCUCGACAUGGCAAGUCCAUCAAGCUGGAUCUGGUUGGUCAGGCAUCUCGAGAACCUCUUGCGACACUGUCAUCAGAUAUGAACAAACCGCUUCCGCCCGCGCCGGUGAGAAGAAGCAUGGAAGAAGGAGGCGAGUCGCCGUUUGAUCGUGAAGCAGCUGGCAAAGUUCCAGAGGCUGAAGGUGAUGUGGGAUUAGCAUCGCCAGAACCAUCAGGCGGCAGCCGAAAAGCAGUUCCUGCACCACCACCUCGACGAGGUCACGCGAGAGGAGAGAGCAAGGUCUAUGCGUCUGGUCUAGGCUUGACACAGCAGCAAUUUGUGCACAAUGAAGAGAACUUGUCACGGUCAUCGUCUAUGCGAUCCCGACCUGAGCACAACCGACGUGACUCACAUGCAGCAGCACCUCCACCACCGCCACCAAGAUCUCAUCACACCUCAAGACAGUCGACGCAGAUACCAUCGGGGGUGGCCUCAAGCCUCACGGAUCUGAGCCAAUCGUCAUCAUCUCCGGCUCCAUCCCUGGAUGUCGAUAUGAGCACUACUUCCAUGCCAUCACAGCUGCGUCAAUCCUCCACGGUCGAGUUAACACCACCGAGAGAUACGCAAUCAGGAACACAUCAGCCCGCGACGAUAACGAAAUCUUGGGCUCCACCACCACCACCUGCGCGAAACACAUCUGUUCGACGGCCUGCGAGUAUCAGAAGUGUUGAUAGCAGUAGCCGGCGAAUCUCAUUUGAAGCAAAACCUCAUAAUCAGAUGGCACCCCCUCCACCACCUCGAAGGCAACGAGGCAGCAGCCGUGGCAGCGUCGAUGGACCUCGGAGGACGAGUCUUGAUGGUGUAGGGAAGGCUGGAUCGAGUCAAGUGGCCGAGGAGGAGCCUGACAAUGUCGCAGCGACAGUCGGCUCGGGUCCCACAUCUCCGCAAUCGGCAAACGAGCCAGGGAAGAGUGUUGACAUCCUGGCUGACCUGGACGCCCUACAACGAGAGGUGGACGCCCUGCGGGGGAAACUAGGAUGACGAGGUGCACGCAUACAUACGACGGAGAUGCAUGAAAGUGAAUGGAAGCGUGUUGGAAUGUGUUGAUGGUUGUACAAAAGAGGAGCGUGGCGACAUGCAGUCGAAGCUUUAGUCUUACUGGGAGUGGGAGCUGAGGACGAAGGAACGAACGAACAUAAUAUGUAUGGAUGUGACAUUAUGCGGGCGUUUUGAUGAACAGGACUCUGGCACGAUAGAGUUGUGUGAUUGGUCUUUGUUCUACUUUAUCUGUAUGGGAAAAGGUGUUGUAGAUGAAUAUCAUGAUGUCAAGCAUGGCGAGUUGAUUGAGUUGUCAGAGACAGACAUUAUGUAGCAUAAUGGACGUGAUGUUUGACGAUCAUGAUGAGAGUUGAGGAUUGUAUGCAUUCUGUCGUACUCCUAGAUGACCGUGUUGGUGCAGUGCUCGCCUCUACUCAGCCACCAGGACACA